GUUGUAAAUAUAUCUCAACAUGUCAACACGGAUGUUAUAACCGUUAACUAUAGGAAGACAAAGUAAAGAAUGUGCAAGUUUUACAUAUCACGCAGAUAAAUUUGACCAAAUUGGCAGCAACAAUGCGGACGAAAACGGGUGUUCGGGUCGUACGUGGACCUGAUUGGAAUAAUCAAAGGCAAGAUAAUGGUGAAGGAUUUCUCGGCACUAUUGUUUAUGUGCCUAAGCAAGGAUCGGAUGAUAAGAAAGUCACGGUCAUUUGGGAUUCUGGUCGAGAGUUGAGGUACAUUGCAGGUCUACAUGGAAAAUAUGAUUUAAGAGUCUUUGAUUCUGCACCUGCAGGAGUCAUUCACAGUGGUGUGAAUUGCGAAAGCUGUAAAGAGAAGGAUAUCCAUGGAGCCCGGUGGAAAUGUUGUGACUGUGGAAAUUAUAAUUUGUGUUCAGCGUGUUAUAUGGCAGACAAACAUGACACACAGCAUUCAUUUGAACGAAUUGACUCGCCACAGUCGUCACCCGUAAACGUACCACCUAGAGCGGACAGCAAGGUCUCCAGGAAGACAGCACGUGGGUUAUUCUCUAAUGUACAAGUAAUGAGAGGACCACAUUGGAAAUGGAAAAAUGACGACGGUGGUGAAUCCGGUAUCGGUAUAAUUAAAGAGAUAUGUACAUGGGGUAAAGAUGGAUAUCGUGGAGGAGUAAAAGUUGUAUGGAAGGCAGAUAAAUCAGUAAAGAACUACCGUGUUGGGGCUGAAGGUUGUAUUGAUGUGAUUUGUGUUGAUAAGACAGAUACGAACACGGGUGGUAACUAUUACUGUGAUCAUCUACCCGUUGUCAAUGUUGUGGAUCCCGAAAAAAUUGCUUUGAAAAUUGGUGACAAAGUAACAAUAAACCUUCCGCUUAAAAUUUUUAUGGCGAUGCAGAAAGAUCCAAUAUACGGUGGAUGGGACGAUGGUUUGGGUCAGUGUCUUAAGGAAACGGGAACAAUAACCAGUUUUUUGUAUGGUGGAAAGAGCGCCAGAUUACAAUAUGAAGAUAGUCGAACUUGGCUUGUUAACAGGAUGGCUCUAUUUAGAAAGCACACGUUCAGCCUCGGUGACCCUGUAAAAAUACACAAAGACUACAAAGUUGUAAAGGAAUUACAGAAAGGACACGGAGGAUGGAACGAUGAAAUGAAACAUGCACUUGGAAAGAAUGGACAUAUCGUGCGAUUGGACAGCGAAGGAGAUAUGAUGGUACAAAUAGAAAAUAAAAAAUGGAUAUUCAAUCCAACAUGUAUCACACCCACUGAAGGUGAUCCUUUAACAAAGCAAGCUCUAGCUGCAUGUACAGAUAAAGACAACGAUGAUUCUGAUGAUACUGAUGACAGUGUUGAUGACAACUAUACAGAGGUAUCAGAAAAUCUUGCAGAAUUUUUCUAUGAUUUGCUACAAGAGGAACAAACUUCUGCUGAGGAGAACAUCAAUGUUUCACUCGUUGACGCGGCCUCAAAGGGAGAUUUGGAAACUAUUGGAAGAUUGGUUAAUCGUUAUCCUAAUAAGAUAGAUGAAACAUUUAAGGACCAAACAGCACUGCAAGUUGCAUGUUACGAAGGAAAAUAUGACACUGUGGUGUUUCUUGUACAGAAUAAUGCAUCUGUUAAUCUACAAGACAAGGCCGGGGAUACUGCACUUCAUCUUGCUGCAAAUGGAAAUGAAUCUGGCAUUAUGAAACAUCUUGCUGACAAUGGCGCAAACGUAAACAUCACAAAUGCAAAACAACAGACAGCAUUGCACAUUACUGUCAACAAAAGCAACUGGAAAGGCUGUAAUAUUUUGAUAGAUAAAGGGGCUGAUCCUAGUUUACAGGACGCUAAAAAGGACACAGUCAUGCACUUUGUUGUAUCACAGAAAGAUUGCCCACAUGAAACACUCAAAUCUAUAUUUAGAUCAAAGAAGGCCAAGUUUUCAGUAGUAAAUGGAAAUGGAUAUCCUGUAUUGUCGUUUGCUGUGAUGAAGAAUAAUAGAUACGUUGUAGAUUUGAUGGUCAGACUUAAUAGAAAAUGCACAAGUGAUAAGAUGAGUGAUGGUCGCACAGCACUGCAUCUAGCAGCCGCAAACAAUAAAGUAGAGAUAACACAUUGCCUGAUUACAACCGGAAAGGCGGAUAUUAAUGUCAAGGAUAUCAAAGGAAGAACCCCUCUUAUGAGUGCAGUGUAUAGUGGUGGAACUUUAAAAUCUGUAGAACAACUCAUUAAGUUUGAGUGUUCUGUAAAUGCCCAGGACAACAGUGGUGACACAGCAUUGCAUAUUCUACAGGCACAGAAAAGUUCUAGUAUGAUGCGGAAAAGGCGCGGGGCUGAUGAUACUCAGGUGCUUUGCUUUCUUCUUGAGAAUGGAGCUAACGUACAGAUAGAGAAUAAGAAUUGCAAAACACCUAUAGACUUAACUAAAGACCAAUCGGAGAAAAUUUUAAUAAAAACACUUGCGAAAAAAGUAACCGAAAAGUCAUUUGCAAAGACAAAAUCAGGAUUUACUUUCCCAGCAGACUGGGAUGAUAUGGGCGAAGAAACCAUUUUGAGAGUUAAUAUAGAACCUUCAAAAACUGAUCUAAUGAAUCAACAAUGGAAGGAUGUGAAACAGAUGUUUGAUAAUACAUUACCACAAGCUAGAAUCGUGUCAAUACAAAGAAUUCAAGACAAAUUUAAUUGGGAAAUGUACCAAGUGAAGAAGAAAAAACUUGAAAAACAAUAUGGCAUUGGUUGUGCAAAUGAACAGGAUUUGUUUCAUGGUACACUCCCAGACAAGGUAGACUUGAUUGUGGAACAGAAUUUAGAUUGUCGUUUGGCAGGAACAAGAGUUGGUACACUAUUAGGCAAAGGGACUUAUUUUGCCAAAGAUGCCAAAUAUUCUGAUGGAUAUGCCCAGUCUGAUUCUAAUGGACACAAAUUUAUGUUUGUGUAUUCAGUUUUGGCUGGUAAAACUUGUCGUGGAAGAGAUGAAUACGUUAGACCGCCACCGCAAGAUACAAACAAUCCGAAACUUUUAUUUGAUAGUUGUGUUGAUAAUGUUGCUAAGCCUAAAAUCUAUUGUGUUUUCGAAAACACACAGUAUUGUUCAAGAUAUCUUAUUGAAUACACAUAGUCUAACUUUUUGAAUGGUCAUAUACAAAACUUUUAUUUAUUUUUUUGAAGCAAAAACUAAAAGUAAAUGAAGAUAUUUAGUAAAUGAAGCAUAAAGUGCAGAUUCUCAAUUUAAUUACCUCUAUAUAUGUAUAGGAGAAUGUUUUGUAUGUGUGUUGGCGUUUGUUUCUGUUGUUCCGUUGUUUUCCUCUUAAAGUUGAUGUGUUUCCCUCGAUUUUAGUUUGUAACACGGAUUUGUUAUCUCUUAAUCGAUUUAUGACUUUUGAACAGCGGUAUACUACUGUUGCCUUUAUUUGUAAAAUUUGAAUUUUAUCGUUUAUAUGCUGCAGAAAAAAGUUCUAAACACAACCAUUGAUAAAGUUUAAUAAAACCAAAUAUAAGCAAUACAACUAAAAUUUCUUAAAUCUAAAAGGCAAUAGGACAUGUUAUUAUGUACUAUGAAUGGCGGUCAUAUAGAAUUUAUUGCAUGAAUUAUUAUAUUGGCGUAUGUUUUGGUAAAUAAAUCAGAACUUUCCUUGCUUUUAAAAUGUUUGCAAUUGUAAUCCAAAAAUGUUAUCUUUCAUUUCGUCAUGUUAUUUGCUUUUGGUAAUUGAAUUUUAUAUGCUUACCCUCAUAUAAUUGUCAAGAUAUAAAGGUUGAAGAAAAUAAAAAAAAGUGUUUCUU
Molecule: messenger RNA, 3781 nt
Organism: Mytilus californianus (California mussel)
Lineage: Eukaryota; Metazoa; Mollusca; Bivalvia; Mytilida; Mytilidae
Product: E3 ubiquitin-protein ligase MIB2-like
Exons: 19
Coding region: 123-3119 (998 amino acids)
Biological process (GO): protein ubiquitination
Cellular component (GO): cytoplasm
Molecular function (GO): protein binding; zinc ion binding; ubiquitin-protein transferase activity
Source: RefSeq, a predicted model, not a curated record